CGCCUGCGCAGCUUGUGUCUGACGUCACCGGAGUCUCUCUUCCGCCGUCAGGCUGCUGUCACACAGCGACAAUGUUAUCCCAUUCCCGGUGUCUCACCAGGAACUUUAGCCGUUCUCUCUCAGCCAUCCGCCAGGGGAAUAAUGUGUUAGCUGGUCGGGCCACGGCAGCUCUGUCAACUAGCCCCUCUGUCAUUUUUAACAAUGUAAAAUACAAUCCCCGAUCCAAUGUCUUCCAAAUCCAGUAUUUCAGGACAUCUGUAGCCUACAGAAAUGAAGUUGUUACAGUCAAGACCCCUGCAUUUGCUGAGUCUGUCACAGAGGGGGAUGUGAGGUGGGAAAAAGCUGUUGGAGACACUGUCUCUGAAGAUGAGGUGGUGUGUGAAAUUGAGACUGAUAAGACAUCAGUACAAGUUCCCUCUCCUUCUGCUGGAGUGAUUGAGGAGCUUUUGGUCCCAGAUGGGGGGAAGGUUGAAGGAGGAACACCACUUUUCAAGCUUAGAAAAGGAGCGGGUGCUCCCAAAGCUGCAGGAGCACCGAAAGCCGAGGCCCCGGUUGCUGCAGCCCCUCCACCACCUUCUGCUGCCCCACCUCCCCCUCCUCCAUCAGCUGUGGGACCCAUUCCGACCACCAUGCCCCCUGUGCCAACCGUGCCAGCACAUGCUAUGGCCACCAAACCAGUUUCAGCCAUCAAACCCACUGCUGCCCCAUCGGCACCAGCACACGGGGAGGGUGGGGCUAAAGCGGCAAGGACGGAGAGCAGGGUUAAGAUGAACCGCAUGAGGUUGAGAAUUGCUCAGAGACUGAAAGAAGCCCAAAACACCUGCGCUAUGCUGACGACAUUUAACGAGGUCGACAUGAGCAACAUCUCAGAGAUGAGGAAGGCGUACAAAGAUGCCUACCUGAAAAAGCAUAACGUCAAGUUGGGCUUCAUGUCUGCGUUUGUGAAGGCUGCUGCUUACGCUUUAACAGACCAACCUGCUGUCAAUGCCGUAAUCGAUGACACAACCAAAGAGAUUGUGUACAGGGAAUACGUUGACAUCAGUGUGGCUGUGGCCACGCCGAAGGGUUUGGUGGUUCCAGUCAUUCGAAAUGUAGAGGGAAUGAACUUCACUGAUAUUGAGAAGGCAAUCAAUUUGUUGGGAGAGAAGGCUCGUAAGAAUGAGCUGGCUGUUGAAGACAUGGAUGGAGGAACCUUCACCAUCAGCAACGGUGGGGUGUUUGGGUCCAUGUUCGGCACGCCAAUAAUCAACCCACCGCAGUCUGCCAUUCUAGGCAUGCAUGGCAUCUUUGACAGACCUGUUGCCAUUGGCGGAAAGGUGGAGAUCCGUCCCAUGAUGUACGUCGCUCUGACGUAUGAUCAUCGUCUGAUUGAUGGAAGAGAGGCUGUCACUUUCCUGCGUAAGAUCAAGGCAGUGGUGGAGGACCCCAGGGUGCUGCUCCUCGACAUGUGAACAGUUGUCAGCUCCAGGCCCAACCAAAGGAAAAACACCCGAUGUAAACAGUGGCUGCAAUCACCUGAUGACAAUUACUGUAUCUACAGUUAAUGUGUUAUGUUGCUUAACUAGAAAACAGAAAUGACCAGUUGGGCUGUGCAAUGGACAUUUGUAACACUAGCAGUGAUGACCGGUCUGGAAGUGUUGGGAUCUGGGGAUUCUGGUGCUGGUUCAUAGAUCAAAGAAAAAAAAGAAAAAUGAAAAAAUAUUCUACGACUUUGUUCGCCAUGUGUCAUUUUCUACAUGCAAUUGGAAAAAAAAAAAAUCCACUUAUUGUGAGAUGACAGGUAAAUACAAAUAAAACUGCAUAUUGUAAUUUUAUUGUUUUGGUUGAGAGAUGAACAAUGAGCACAUGUUAAACUAGAAAAAAAGAAAAACACUUAAAAUCUCCAAAGUGACAACAAUCCUCCAAGGUUUUAUGCCAUCUAGUUAACGAAAUAAGGGGACAAUUCUCUUUUUGCUGUGUAAAAAGGCUAUUUAAGAAAACAAAAUGUUUUAAACAAUAAAAACCUCAUUACCCAGCUGUA
Molecule: messenger RNA, 2020 nt
Organism: Cololabis saira (Pacific saury)
Lineage: Eukaryota; Metazoa; Chordata; Actinopteri; Beloniformes; Belonidae
Gene: dlst
Product: dihydrolipoamide S-succinyltransferase
Exons: 15
Coding region: 72-1451 (459 amino acids)
Biological process (GO): tricarboxylic acid cycle
Cellular component (GO): oxoglutarate dehydrogenase complex
Molecular function (GO): dihydrolipoyllysine-residue succinyltransferase activity
Source: RefSeq, a predicted model, not a curated record